CAGUCAUCGUAGCUUUGAACUGAAAGAGAGACAUUUAAACCGUGAGCUGUCUAGGAAGUCGACAUAGUAUUUAGGCACAGGGCCACUGUUAAAUCAAGGUGUGGAACACUGAACUAUGCAGUAUGUCUCCAAAAGGAACUCCAUUGCCUAUUUUGUCUGUGAAAGAAGUCCCACCUUGACCUCCGCCAAAGAGACAUGCCCACACAACUUUGCUGAAAUAUUGCCCACGGAAAUGAGCUUGAAGAUUUUCAGCGAACUGGACAUUGACAGCUUAUGUAGUGCAUUGUUGACCUGCAAACUGUGGCACCACAUCAUUGAACACAGUGACCACCUCUGGAGGAAUCACUGCCUGACUGUGCAAGCUUUCUGUCAACUGGAGAUUGAUGGGGACAGACAGUAUGGACUGUCGUGGAAGGUCACCCUGGUGCGGAGCUACAGGAGAGGUUUUCUGAAGAGGGAAUGGUUAAGGGGACGAUACAGCAACAUUCGUUCUGCCGAUGAACUACUGGACAGGAACAUGUGCUCAUUGGAUGUGGAGACUUGGGGCGAGAUUCUGGAAGCAGAGCUGGAGAGAUAGAUGCAAUGCUAUAAAGAGAUAUGAGUGAACUCUUUAGAUUUUAUUUUUAUACUUAUGUCUUAAGCACUUGAUUUGUUUUAUACCUUUAUACCAUUUUUAAAUAUGAUUAUGGUUAAAUCACAGACUUGUAUAUAAUUUUUGUUAUACAUUAAUAUAUGGUAGGCUACACUCUAGUAAAAUAUGGAUACUCUUUAAUGGAUUCCUACAUCAGUGAUACAAUUGUGCCUUCACUACACUGAAUAAAGUGGGGUCAUUAAGAUAAUUUGCGUUCACGUCUUUGUUUACAGUAUAGCAUUAAAGUGCAGUACUUUU
Molecule: messenger RNA, 889 nt
Organism: Salvelinus namaycush (lake trout)
Lineage: Eukaryota; Metazoa; Chordata; Actinopteri; Salmoniformes; Salmonidae
Product: F-box only protein 48-like
Exons: 3
Coding region: 116-577 (153 amino acids)
Biological process (GO): SCF-dependent proteasomal ubiquitin-dependent protein catabolic process
Cellular component (GO): SCF ubiquitin ligase complex
Molecular function (GO): protein binding
Source: RefSeq, a predicted model, not a curated record